ACAUGGUUUACAACAGGUCACUAACGCUGGAAACAGUACAGAGUCCAGGGAAAGACUUGCUUGUAACUUUCUGAAUUCUGGAUCUUUUUUUUUUUUUUUUCUUUUUCUUAACUUUCACUAAGGGUUACUGUAGUCUGAUGUGUCUCUUCCCAAGGCCACAAAAGAUGACAAGCUGUAUUUUUUCUUAUGCUCAAUGAUUUUUGCUGUGAGCCGAAGGCCUGCCUGUGAUCUCACUGAGAAUGUCUUCUAAUUCGGACACUGGGGAUGUACAAGAGUCUCUCAAGCGCGGACUCACACCUAUCGGUGCUGGGCUUCCGGACCGACGCGGACGCCCCAUUCCCGCCCGCGGCCGCCUUGUCAUGCUGCCCAAAGUGGAGUCGGAAGCGCUGGGACUGGCUCGGUCGCAUGGGGAACAGGGGCAGAUGCCGGAAAACAUGCAAGUGUCUCAAUUUAAAAUGGUGAAUUACUCCUACGAUGAAGACCUCGAGGAGCUGUGCCCCGUGUGUGGAGAUAAAGUGUCUGGCUAUCACUAUGGACUGCUCACCUGUGAGAGCUGCAAGGGGUUUUUUAAGCGAACAGUCCAAAAUAAUAAAAGGUACACUUGUAUAGAAAACCAAAGCUGUCAGAUCGACAAAACACAGAGAAAGCGUUGUCCUUACUGUCGAUUUCAGAAAUGUCUGAGUGUUGGAAUGAAGCUGGAAGCUGUAAGAGCCGACCGCAUGCGGGGAGGAAGGAACAAGUUUGGGCCAAUGUACAAGCGAGACAGGGCCCUGAAACAACAGAAGAAAGCCCUCAUCCGCGCUAACGGACUGAAGCUGGAAGCAAUGUCGCAGGUGAUCCAGGCCAUGCCCUCGGAGCUGAGCAUCUCCUCUGCGAUCCAGAACAUGCACUCUGCCUCCAAAGGCCUACCUCUGAACCACGCUGCCUUGCCUCCCUCAGACUACGACAGAAGUCCCUUUGUCACCUCCCCCAUUAGCAUGACAAUGCCACCUCCUGGCAGCCUGCAAGGUUACCAAGCAUAUGGCCACUUUCCUAGCCGGGCUAUCAAGUCUGAGUACCCGGACCCCUACAGCAGCUCUCCCGAGUCCAUCCUAGGCUACUCCUACGUGGACAGCUACCAGACCGGCUCCCCGGCCAGCAUCCCGCAGCUCAUCCUGGAACUUCUAAAGUGUGAGCCGGAGGAGCCGCAGGUGCAGGCCCGGAUCAUGGCCUACUUACAGCAGGAGCAGGCCAACCGGAGCAAGCACGAGAAGCUGAGCACGUUCGGGCUGAUGUGCAAGAUGGCGGACCAGACGCUCUUCUCCAUCGUGGAGUGGGCCAGGAGUAGUAUCUUCUUCAGAGAACUUAAGGUUGACGACCAAAUGAAGCUGCUUCAGAACUGUUGGAGUGAGCUCCUAAUCCUGGACCACAUUUACCGGCAGGUGGUACAUGGGAAGGAAGGAUCCAUCUACCUGGUUACUGGGCAACAAGUGGACCACUCCAUAAUAGCAGCGCAAGCAGGCGCCACGCUCAACAACCUCAUGAGUCAUGCCCAGGAGUUGGUGGUGAAACUUCGCUCUCUCCAGUUUGAUCAACGAGAAUUUGUGUGUCUGAAAUUCUUGGUGCUCUUUAGUUUAGAUGUCAAAAAUCUUGAGAACUUCCAGCUGGUAGAAGGUGUUCAGGAACAAGUGAACACUGCCCUCCUGGACUACACCAUGUGCAACUACCCGCAGCAGACGGAGAAGUUCGGGCAGCUCCUGCUGCGACUUCCGGAAAUCCGGGCCAUCAGCAUGCAAGCUGAAGAAUACCUCUAUUACAAGCACCUGAAUGGGGAUGUGCCCUACAAUAACCUCCUCAUUGAGAUGCUGCAUGCGAAAAGAGCCUAGGCCACAGCACCCCAGCAGCUCUGCUUUCAAAACAGAAGGAGACGGGGAAGAAGGAGGGAAUUAAAAGAAAUAAAAUACUCUGAAGUGCUCCAAGCAACACAUUAAAAACUUGGUUGGAAGACAGUGACUUUCCAAAGGCAUAUUCAUCAGAUCCUUAACGGCAAAUAAAUGAUGUAUCAGGGUAUUUGUAUUGCAAACUGUGAAUCAAAUGCUUCUCCUCCCCAAAGGAUUCCAUAUCAAAGACAUUGGAAGGAAAUGGACUGAACUCACAGGUGGAUGCCAACACUGUCAGAAUAAAAAAAUGGACAGAACAAUUCUUGUAUAUUUAAGCUGAUCUCCGCUAUGAAGAAAUUGAGGAACUGAUCUGCAUCGUUAAUUAGGCUCGUACAGUGGGGGAUCCUGAGCAUCCGGGAUUCCUCCAUGGUACAGCUGAUUGGGACCCAACGGAGGGCAUCAACCGCACCUACAGCAGCCGUUCCCUCCACCUUCAAACGCCCCAGCACCUUCUGGCCCUGUGACCACCGAAUCUCUACCAGGGACCUGUGUUCUGCCACACUCAGUAGCGGCUCCACCAGACCGUGAAAAGCCUGGUUUUGAAUGUGUGUAUCCUGGACUCCAAACAGCCAGAGAGAGCAGUCUGUUAAUAUGUUGAGCUUGCCAUCUAAAAUAUGUUCCCAAGUUUGUUUUGUCACAUGGUCAUGAUGUCAACAAGCAGGCAGUGUCUCGCUUCUGUCUUACUCUGAGCCCUCAUCCGUGUUAAGGAAAGUGACUGCAAACUUUUCCAGCAAAUGCUCCCCUAGCUAAAAGCAAGUGAGACCUUAAUUCUGCUGCUGUUGCUGAAAUGUGGCUUUCGCAUUGUUGGAUUUCAUUUAAAAAAAAAAAAAUUCUGGCCAAAAGGCUUGUUACGAUGCAUCCGUCUUUCUAAUCAUCGAGGUUGGUAGUUCAUUUAAAAAUAAAGCGUUAAACAUGUUUUGCUGGGAUGUCAAAACAGUCACAGUCCUAGGUAGUCAAAAACAAAACUGAAGCAUGUUGAGCUAUGCAAACAGGAAACAAAAGAUGAGCUGAUAGAUUCAUUGACUUAAGAGUCAUUGCUGUUGCAAGUGAACAUCUCCAAAGCAUAGGGUGACUUUUACCUAUGGCCUGGAAAGGAAUGAGAGCAAUGCAAUCUUCCCCAGAGAGCAAAGGCAGACUGGCAGGCUGACCUCCUCAGUCAGAGCAAAGUCUGCUGCUGAACAAAUAUUGGAGGACACAGCAUUGCAAACAGACUCUCCAAAAACACUAGCAGUAUUAUUAACAUGCAAUGCCGCAGGUACAAAAGUCUUGCCUUAUUUCAAAAUUCUAAAAGGUAGCUGUGCAGACGUGGAUCAACCAUUGUUUAAAGUAUUAACACUUUAAAGUCCAAUGAAACAUAGUGUUUACAUUCUUUAGGUCCUGGGGGGAGGGGUGGGGGGGUGAACUGUGAUAUUACAAAUAGCAAGAGCAGUAAUUUCCUUAAUGUUAUUUUUCUGAUUGGUAAUUAUUUUUAAUUAUUGAUGUCGUGAGACACUAAAUCAAAAACAGGAAUCUCAUUUAGACUUUAAUUUUUUGAGAUUAUCAGCAGCACAAUCACUUGUAGAAACUGUAAAAAAAAAAAAAAUAAAGGUAUCUCCUAGUCCCUUAAUUUUUUUCAUAAAUGUUUCUGGCUUUUGAAUAGUUUAUUUAUAUUGUAUAUCAUCGUUUCAACUGUAGACAAUUAUGAUGCUAAUUUAUUGUUCCUUGGUUUCACCUUUGUAAAAGAUAUAGCCAAGACGGAAGAAACCAAAUAUAUGUGUUUACUGUAGUGUGUUUUCAAGUUAGUGGAGCAUAGUUCAGGGACAUAGAUGGGUCUUCAUGAGUUAAAAUCAUUCACUUGAUUAAAUGUCUGUAAAUCUUCAUAAUUCUUACUGUAGUUUAUUUAAUAUCUAUUGUAAAUUAUGUGACUUGUAGCUUCCUGUUCUUAAGUAAAUUGAACAUGGUGGAGUCUUACCUGGUUUUCCUUUCUAAGCAUUGUAAGUUGUAUACCAAAGAUAUUAGUUAUUACUUCUGUGUCUACAAAGAGGAUUAUUUUAUUGCCUUUAUUAAUCACCUCUACCACUCAUCCACGUGAAGGGUACACAUUAGCUGAGCUGGGCGCUGGCUCACCUCGAGUCCCAGCCACCUGUGUUGGCUUCAUGGCGUGAGGUCAGUGAGAAAUGGCUGAGCAGCGCUCGGAGCCCCAGCAUUAGAGUGGCAGCAUCGUUGUUCUCUCCAGUGGAGACAGCACGGAGAGGAGCAGUGUUGGCCACGGGAAGGAUUAUGAGAUUCGGAGGGUCUCUAACAUUGCAAAAACCAUUGAUUCUUAAGAUACGUGGUUCUCUUAACUGAGUAUACAGUGAGUCCCCGCUAAACAAUGCCAAGCUUUUUGGGGUUGUUGUUAACCUAGUCAGUUACACUAUGAGAACAGUCAGGCAACGCUAGGACGACAUCCACACUGCUGGUGACACUAAGGACACGCCGCAGACCCAUCCCGAGCUGGCGACAGAAACGUCUCUAAUGUUAACCGUUAACCAGUGUGCAACCAGACAUUUGCUUAGCAACUACCUUAUUGAUUCCAGGACUUAACGUUAGGGAAAGCAGCCUCAAUUGUAAAGGCUUCUGGCUUAGCUCGGUGUAUUACGGUUGAUCUCUGUAAACAGUCUGUAAUGUCUGAACGUCGGUGUUACCGACCUCCUGCCGCUGCCUUGGGUUUGAAUCCACGCGAUAUUCUGAGUGUGACGUUUUCUUACUGUGUCAGUGAAACCACAUGUUGUCAUGUCAGUUCUUGCCAGGAAUUUCUCAACAUGGAAUUUUUUUUUUUUUCAGUAUUUCAAUAAAUAUCGAUAUGCCCAG
Molecule: messenger RNA, 4751 nt
Organism: Lepus europaeus (European hare)
Lineage: Eukaryota; Metazoa; Chordata; Mammalia; Lagomorpha; Leporidae
Gene: NR5A2
Product: nuclear receptor subfamily 5 group A member 2
Exons: 8
Coding region: 240-1865 (541 amino acids)
Biological process (GO): hormone-mediated signaling pathway; tissue development; regulation of transcription by RNA polymerase II
Cellular component (GO): RNA polymerase II transcription regulator complex
Molecular function (GO): zinc ion binding; RNA polymerase II cis-regulatory region sequence-specific DNA binding; nuclear receptor activity
Source: RefSeq, a predicted model, not a curated record